CUUACUUACUGAGCUACUCUUUCAGGCUAAUUGCCUCUCCACUCUGCUGCGCUUUUGAGCCUUCUAAGGUUUCAUCAAGCGUUACACUGGCGUUACUUUCCAAUAUGCCCCGUCGAAAAGGUGGUAAUUCCGCGCCUGCGAGCGCAAACAGCAAUGCCUCCCCAAGCAGCCCUAUCCAACCUCGCACAGCGCGGAAGAAAGCUGGGGAGUACUCGACCAAUCCCCAUUCAAAGCGGAAGCGUGAAAAGGCUAAGGAGCUGUCUGAGGAGCAGCUCCAACAAGAACGAGACCAAACAGCGACCCGUGCCUUUCUCUGCAGGUACCGGAAACAGUAUUUGAAGAACAACGCGUCGCGGCUAGCAACCUUAAAAGAGGGCACUGAAGAAUACAAUGCUGUAUUCGAGCGGAUAUGCAAGGAAGCAAGGAUCGCUGGACUUGAUCAACUCAUAACCAAAGGCGACCACUACGAGCAGAAGCGGGCGCGUCGCGACCCUACCUACAAGCCUCUUACUCGCGAGGAAAUUAUCGCCAAUGCUGAGCUAAAAGACAGUACGGGGCAUAAACGAUCUAGUACUAAUUCAACCUUUUGGGACAAAUUUGCAUCUGAAGUUCUGGCUCUGCGGGUGCUGAACGCAGAUCACGCUCGACGGGCAACCUGGCGUCAUAUCCAAUCUGUUUGGGGGUCCGCCUUGACUAGCGCUGCCCGGAUGUUCCGUGCAAUGCACCACCUUACCCCUAAGGAUUACGAUCUGUUCCUAAUGCGCCUGCCAAAGAAGAGGUGGCUAUCAAUUAUCCUCACGAUAGCUAGUAUGACUGGCCAAAAAUCUCGUAAAACCUCUUGGAAAUCCUUGUCUGCUGUUAAGAACCCUCUCCAAGUCAAGUAUUGGCAGGUGUUUAGCAACCGUUACAAACAUCUCAGGCCCUAUGUACUCUCUGUCGUGUAUCUUGCGAGGCUCGCCCGCGCUGAUGCUACUGUUUCGCCACCACUGCCAGCUCUCCCGUCCUGGGGUCCAAAACCUAUCCCAGUCCUUCCCUUCAAUAUCUUCUUCAACAGGAAUGAGCGUACUAUGAUUACCCUUAUCACUCUCUGCCAAGCGCAGCAAUUUGUUGAGGACCCAGAAAAGCAAAACUGCGACGCCGAGUAAAACUGAAUGGGUGACCGUCUACAAAGCUGAGGGGUUCUUUAAGGACGCAAGAAUCCAGACCGCAAAGCCAGGGAACGCUCAAUGGGACGUAACCGCGCUAUCUGGUGCUUCCUACUGCCCAGUUCUCCUCCCUCUCCCAGGCAUCUGGGGCCAGCUUCGCCAGAACAUUAUGACAU
Messenger RNA from Westerdykella ornata, 1321 nucleotides. RefSeq lists its product as uncharacterized. The record is from RefSeq and is a predicted model, not a curated record. The transcript has 4 exons. The coding region runs from base 105 to 1145 and encodes 346 amino acids. NCBI's taxonomy places the organism in Eukaryota, Fungi, Ascomycota, Dothideomycetes, Pleosporales, Sporormiaceae.